This is a messenger RNA of Oryza brachyantha (malo sina), 691 nucleotides long. Its product is annotated as 60S ribosomal protein L35a-1-like. Gene Ontology annotation, biological process: ribosomal large subunit biogenesis; cytoplasmic translation. The record is from RefSeq and is a predicted model, not a curated record. Gene Ontology annotation, cellular component: ribosome; cytosolic large ribosomal subunit. Gene Ontology annotation, molecular function: structural constituent of ribosome. Bases 100 to 438 code for a protein of 112 amino acids. The transcript is spliced from 4 exons. Lineage: Eukaryota; Viridiplantae; Streptophyta; Magnoliopsida; Poales; Poaceae.
GGCUAGGGUUUCUUCUCCCGCCUCCGACUCCGAGUCCGAAGCACCCCACGUCCGAGCUCCCAGUCUCUCUCCGGCGGCGGAAGCGGCGACGACGGCGAGAUGGUGAAGGGCCGCACCGGGCAGCGCGUGCGGCUGUACGUCCGCGGCACCAUCCUCGGAUACAAGAGGUCGAAGUCGAACCAGUACGAGAACACGUCGCUGGUGCAGAUCGAGGGGGUGAACACCAAGGAAGAGGUGGCGUGGUACUGCGGGAAGAGGAUGGCGUACGUCUACAAGGCCAAGACGAAGAGCAGCGGCACGCAGUACCGCUGCAUCUGGGGGAAGGUCACCCGCCCCCACGGCAACUCUGGCGUCGUCCGCGCCAAGUUCAAGUCCAACCUGCCGCCGGCCUCCAUGGGGCGCAAGGUCAGAGUCUUCAUGUACCCGAGCAGCAUCUAAAGAUAAUCUCGAAGUGUGGAGGAUGUUGCGUAUCUCUUAGAUUUUACUUCUGCAUAAAAAUGUCUUGAAAGGAGCCGUAUUCAUGUUGAGUUUGCAAGUUGAACUGCUGUUCCCUGAGAACCCCCUGGAGGUUCUCCGUAGUUUUGAUGUCGAAUGUAUGCACCACUUGUUACAUACUUAUGGAGUCAGUUUGGAACUUGUAAGCGUUUGUCAUGUUUCUCAGCACCUCGUGUCUUCCUAUCAUUUUCUCUCA